CGCCAUUUCGCCGUUGCCAUCCUUGGUUGGUACUCCCUUCAAAACCCCCUCCGAGGUCCGAGAUAGCUCAACCGCCGGGAACAAACAAACGGCUAGAGGACAGCAACGCCAGCACUAGUAUAUUACACUGGCAGGGGCAUGUAGUACAAGUUUAAAGUAUAUUUGGUCCCAGGUAGUGGUAGAGAAACUCGGGGACAGAGUACAAGAGGAAAGCCAGGGACGUGUCAGCCUCGUGUUCCCCUUUCCUUCGUCCCUUCUCUCCCUGCCGUGGGCAAACAAUGGCGGCUCCACACCCCCGCCCUCGUGCUCCGUGCGUGCCUCCCACGCUAUAAGUAAGCGACCACCACUCCCUGAAGCUUACUACCCGUGCGUGCGACCGAGCAGAGCACGGACAGACACACCAGCUAGAGCGUACUGCGUAGUGCCCAAGUGCUUUGUGGAGGAUGGCCAUGGCCAUGGCGAGGUCGGGCUGGAAGGCCGGCGGCGCGCUUCGCGUUGAGAUGGACGAGGAGGAGGAGGAUGCCGGGAUACCGCCGCCGCAGACGCCGCUGGAGCCCAUGGAGUACCUGUCGAGGUCGUGGAGCGUGUCGGCGUCCGAGAUAUCCAAGAUCCUCGUCGCCGGCGCCGGCGCCAAGAGGACUAGCUUCGCCGCAGCCGCGAACCGGCCGCUGCCUGUGCCGGAGAUGGUCAUACCGGAGAUUGACGAGUCUGCCUUCAUGGCCAUUGUUCCUUCGAGCCAUCGACACCACACGGAUGAGAGGAGGAGCUCCAUCUCCAUCGGCGGCGGCCACCACGAAUCCAUCAGCAAAUGGUUCUACCACCGGGACGCGAGCCGGCGUGGGAAGCAGAGCGGCAAGAAGGAGAAGCUGCGCGCCGAGAGGGCCCACGUGCACGCCAUGGUGUCGGUGGUCCGCGUGGCGGCCGCCGUGGCCGCCGUCGCGGCGGCAUCCGCCACGACGACGGCGAGCUCGGACUCGGACGACGCCGCCUCCAGGAUGGCGGCGGCCAUGGCGCCCGCGGCCGAGCUGCUGGCCACGCACUGCGUCGAGGUGGCGCGGCGCGCCGGCGCGAGCCAUGAGCUUGUCGCGUGCGCCGUCAGGUCCGCCGUCGGCGCCAGCAGCCCCGGCGACCUGACCACGCUCACGGCGGCGGCCGCAACCGCUCUACGGGGAGCGGCAGCGAUGAAGCAGAGGGUGCAGCGGGAGGCGAGGAGCAGCGCGAGCGUUCUUCCCUACGAGAAGGGCCAUUCGUGGAGCCCCGAUGUCUGGUGCAAGGAGGGGGAGCUGCUGAAACGAACGAGGAAAGGGGAUUUACACAGGACGAAAGUAUCUAUCUACAUCAGCAAGACGUCCCAGGUCAUGUUAAAGCUGAAGAGCAAGCACAUAGGAGGCGCUCUGUCAAAGAACAACAAGAGCGUGGUUUACGGCGUGUACAGCGAGCUCCCGACGUGGGUGAUCGAGCCGGGGAAAGCUCUCAUGGACGAGAGGCGCUGCUUCGGCCUGAGCACGGCGCAGGGCCUCGUGGAGUUCGAGUGCGUGGACGGCGCAAGCAAGAAGAGCUGGGUCGACGACGUGCAGAACCUGCUCCGGCAAGCUGCAGCCACUGUCGCAGGAGAUAAACUGGAGUCAUCAGUAGUAAAUUAAUCUCAGCUGAUACAGCAGCUCAUGUCAUGUGUGUAUCUGUUUUGGUGGCAGGGAGAUGGGUGUGGUGUGUUGUGAUUGCAAGGAGGGGUACAUAUUGAGUAUGAUACUCUUGUCAGGCUGUCUAAUUAGUUCUAUAUACAAAAUGGCGAGAUUAGAGAAUGGGUUAUAUAUGCUUAAGUCUACUAUGGCUUGUUUCUCAGAUAUGUUUGCAGUGUUAAUACCCGCAAAAAAGAACCAAGUUCCUGAUGUUAA
Molecule: messenger RNA, 1895 nt
Organism: Brachypodium distachyon (stiff brome)
Lineage: Eukaryota; Viridiplantae; Streptophyta; Magnoliopsida; Poales; Poaceae
Product: VAN3-binding protein
Exons: 6
Coding region: 444-1643 (399 amino acids)
Biological process (GO): leaf vascular tissue pattern formation; phloem or xylem histogenesis; auxin-activated signaling pathway
Source: RefSeq, a predicted model, not a curated record